AUGGUGAAAAGAAGUUCAGAAGAAACUGAAGGAUUCAAGGCUGUUAAAAGGAAUACUACGGAUGCUCCACCAGCAAAAGUGGAUGGAAGUACGGGUAAAGAAGAUGCAGACAUGAAUAUUGAAGGUGGAAUGGAGGAUUUUUCAGGAGAUGACUACGAAAGCGAGGAAGAAAUUGUGGAAUUGGAUGAUUCAGAAGGCGAAGAUAGGAUGGCUGAUGAUAGCAAUGAUGCACAGAAUGCAUACGAAAGAUCGAAGGAAAAGGCAGAAAAGCUUCUGCAAAGAGAAGCCAAGCAGCAAGAAGAGGCCAGAAAAGUACGUGAAGGUCAAGGAAAGAUCUACUUACCUCACAGAUCACGUCCUCUAGGGCCAGACGAGGUUUUAGAACCGGAUCCUUCAGUAUUUGAGAUGCUUCAUAACGUUAAUAUGCCAUGGCCAUGUCUCACGUUGGAUGUUCUACCGGAUAAUUUAGGUAGCGAAAGAAGAGGAUAUCCUGCCACCAUGUAUUUAGUGACAGCCACGCAGGCUUCUAGACCAAAAGACAAUGAGAUCAUUGUGAUGAAAUUGUCAUCAUUGACGAAGACAUUGGAAAAGGACGAUAAUGAAGAUGAUGAUGAUGAUGAUGAAGACGAUGUUAACAAUCGUGGUCCAAUUCUUGAGAGUGAGAUUAUACCAUUAAAAAGUACUACAAAUAGGAUCCGAGUGAAUCCAUUUGCUCAACAAACAGGACAGUAUUUAACAGCUACUGCCAAUGAGAGCGGAGAAGUGUGCAUAUUUGACAUUGCUUCUCAGUUUAAGGCCUUUGAUACACCAGGUUAUGUGAUUCCUAAGCAAGCAAAGAGACCUUUGCAGAUUAUCAAAUCUCACGGUAAUGUGGAAGGUUACGGAUUGGACUGGUCCCCUGUAAUCGAUACAGGUGCUCUCUUGUCUGGUGACGUUAGUGGAAGAAUCUAUCUCACAAGCAAUGCCAGUGGGUCCAAAUGGGUCACUGAUAAGACACCAUUUCAGGCCAACGAAUCUUCCAUCGAAGACAUCCAAUGGUCACGGUCAGAGAAGACAGUGUUCGCUACGGGAGGUGUUGACGGUCAUGUGAGCAUCUGGGAUACCAGAUCCCAAAAGCAUACGCCUGCUCUCAGUAUCGAAGCGAGUACGACAGAUGUUAAUGUGAUCUCGUGGUGUGACAGGAUUGAUUACCUUUUGGCAUCAGGCCACGAUGACGGUAAUUGGGGUGUCUGGGAUUUACGUAACUUCAAGCCUAACAUGCUUCCAUCGCCAGUUGUGUCGUACAAUUUCCACAAAUCCCCAAUCACCUCUAUAUCGUUUAAUCCAUUGGAUGAAUCUAUAGUGGCAGUUGCUUCAGAGGACAACACGGUAACUCUUUGGGAUUUGGCCGUUGAAGCAGACGACGAGGAAAUCAAACAGCAGAAGGCCAGGAAUGAAGAGUUAAGGGACAUUCCACCGCAGUUGUUGUUUGUUCAUUGGCAAAAGGAUGUCAAAGAAGUAAGAUGGCAUAAGCAAGUACCAGGAGCUCUAGUGAGUACUGGAGGAGAAGGAUUGAAUGUUUGGAAGACCAUUUCCGUUUAG
This is a messenger RNA of Brettanomyces nanus, 1581 nucleotides long. RefSeq lists its product as uncharacterized. Bases 1 to 1581 code for a protein of 526 amino acids. The transcript has a single exon. Gene Ontology annotation, molecular function: protein binding. The record is from RefSeq and is a predicted model, not a curated record. NCBI's taxonomy places the organism in Eukaryota, Fungi, Ascomycota, Pichiomycetes, Pichiales, Pichiaceae.